CGUUGUGUUCUGCUCCAGCCCUGGCUCUGCCAGACCCAUCCAAACCUUUCUUUCAGUUUGUUGAUGAAAAACAUGGGUUCAUGUCUUCUGUUCUCCUUCAACAGCAUGGCUCUCACAAGCGCCCAGUGGCCUAUUACUCUUCCAAGCUCGACUCUGUUGCUGCGGGUCUUCCUGGAUGUCUGCGAGCUGUGGCUGCAUGUGAGAAGGCUGUACUUGCAUCACGUGACAUUGUGGGAUACAGUGAGCUAACUGUUUUUGUUCCUCAUUCUGUAUCCAUCAUUUUGCUUGAACAAAAGACUUCUCAUCUGUCUGCAGCUAGAUGGCUGAGAUACACCACAGUUCUUCUUGAUAUGCCUAACAUCACUGUGAAACGGUGUACAUCACUUAACCCUGCCACUCUUCUUCCUACCGCAGACGAUGGUGUUCAUCACUGUUGUGAGACUGUUCUGUCUGAAAUCUGCACUCCGAGACCAGAUUUAUCUGAUGAGCCUCUUCUUAACUCUGAUCUUGUUCUUUUUUGUGAUGGCUCCUCCUUCAGAGACCCUUCUGGUUGCGGCUCUCCUUGACGCUAUUCUUCUUCCUUCAGAUGUCGCUGUAGUGAAGUGUCAAGCUCACACUAAAGACACUUCCUCUGUUGCCCGUGGCAACGCCUUGGCCGACCAGGCUGCUAAGCAGGCAGCUCUGUCAGCCUCUCCGCACAUUCUCACCUCUUCUCCUCUCACAGAAGAGGAUCACUCUCCUCCCUGUUCUCUGCAGGACAUCCAGUCUUUUUCUACUCCAGAGGAACGCUCUGUCUGGAAGGCUAACUCCUGCACCCCUGAUUCUGCAGGCUAUAACACCGCCCGCCCUCUUGCCUGCCCUCCAGCUGGUCAUACACCACCUAAUCAGCCUUUUGAUCAUUUGAUGAUGGAUUUCAUUGAGUUAACACCUGCAGAAGGUAAGAAAUAUUGUCUAGUUAUGGUAGACAUGUGGUCAAAAUGGGUUGAAGCCUUUCCAGCAAAGCAUGCCACAAGUUCAGUCGUGGCUAAGGCUCUGGUGACCGAAAUCAUUCCAAGAUGGGGAAUUCCAGUUAAGGUUUCAUCUGACAAUGGUUCACACUUUGUCAAUGCAGCCCUGAAAGAGGUAAGUGGACUGUUGGGGUUCCAGCUUAAGACUCAUUGUUCUUAUCACCCGCAAUCAGGCGGAGCGAUUGAAAGAGAGAACGCCACUUUAAAAGGUAAGUUGGCUAAAUGUUGUGAAGAAACAGGACUGUCUUGGCCUAAAGCCCUCCCACUCAUUCUUAUGCACAUGAGAAUGAGGAAACGUACCCGGACGAAUCUUAGCCCAUUUGAGAUUCUGUUUGGCAGACCUCCCUACACUGGUCUGGAUCCUCCAGGACUCUCCGUGUCUACCACAUACUGUGAAAGUAACAUGCUUGCUUAUUGUCAAAAUCUGUCCAAAGUUCUCUCACAGGUGCAGAGUGUGGUGAAGGAGGCCCUGCCACGCCCAGCAUCAGAUCUGCUUCACUCCUUGGUUCCGGGAGACUGGAUCUUGGUCCGAGAGACGAGGAGAAAGCACUGGCGGUCUAAAAGGUGGCUGGGUCCCUUCCAGGUCCUGUUGGUCACUCAUACAGCCGUGAAGGUCGCUGAAAGAUCCACGUGGAUUCACGCAUCCCAUUGUAGGAGGUUUCAAGGUACACCAACCCCAGCUCCAGCUGACCUCUCAACCACAGGGCAGAAUAAUCCCUGAGGU
Messenger RNA from Melanotaenia boesemani (Boeseman's rainbowfish), 1731 nucleotides. RefSeq lists its product as uncharacterized. Gene Ontology annotation, biological process: DNA integration. Gene Ontology annotation, molecular function: nucleic acid binding. Lineage: Eukaryota; Metazoa; Chordata; Actinopteri; Atheriniformes; Melanotaeniidae. The transcript is spliced from 3 exons. The record is from RefSeq and is a predicted model, not a curated record. The coding region runs from base 418 to 1728 and encodes 436 amino acids.